Molecule: messenger RNA, 3158 nt
Organism: Condylostylus longicornis
Lineage: Eukaryota; Metazoa; Arthropoda; Insecta; Diptera; Dolichopodidae
Product: LIM domain-containing protein jub-like
Exons: 7
Coding region: 341-2572 (743 amino acids)
Biological process (GO): response to hypoxia; positive regulation of miRNA-mediated gene silencing; cytoskeleton organization
Cellular component (GO): adherens junction; nucleus; P-body
Molecular function (GO): transcription corepressor activity
Source: RefSeq, a predicted model, not a curated record
UAUUUUUUUUUUUUCAACUUCUUUUUUGACGUUUGACUUUUGAGACAUCAAUUUCAUUAUCCUGGUAGAAAUUUUGGGCAAAACAAUAUUUUUCUUUGUUUUAUGUUAAGUUUAAGAAGUUUUUUUGUGUGGAAACUGAUUCAAGAGUCACUUAAUGAUACGAAAGAAGCGUAUUUAUAGUACUAUUAAUAUGUGAAGCAAUUAUUAUUAUUGUAAUAUUUAAGUAUUAAAGAGCUGUGUUACUUGACCCACAAAUCCCUUAAACAAUACACUUUUUAUAUGUAUAUUCAUUACAUUCCCUGUUACAUAUUAAACAGAAAAAAAGGGUAACUAAAUUCUAAUGGCAUCACAUCAAAAAAAUCAAAAUUUAGCUGAAAAUAAUUAUGAAGCAUUAAUGCAACGUAUGCAAAUAUCUGAUAAUCCAAAUAUUUUCAUAUACAAUGAACAAUUGCAACAUUUACAACAAAAUCCUGGUUUUGAAAAUCUAGCUAAAGAUAACAUAAUAUUGAAAUCACAAGAUAAAAAUGAUUUGCUGGUAAGCAACAAAUUGCAAACUUCAAAGUUAUCACCACACAUUGAAUAUGGAACGAGAUUUCCAAUGCAAAAUAUAAAUGAUAUUAGAAACAGCAGUAAUCGCAAUGGUUCGCCUUUACACAUACACAACUUGAAAACAGGUCAUAGUUAUACAAGUGAUAUAAAAUCCUCACCGGUUUAUGAAAAUUUAGAAUUUUACGCAGGACAGCAUUUUGAUUCUCACAAUAAAAGAUCUCCAUCGCAGGCUUCAAUUAACAAUAAAAAUAUAACAGGAAGCAAUAUAUCGCAAACAUCGAACUCUAAUAUUUAUCAGCAUUUACCACAACAUCAGCAUGUAAAUAUAGGACGAUAUGCACAUACUCCAUUACCAGAGUUAGAUCCAAUACCAAUCUAUGAAAAUAUCGCCCCACCUGGCCCAAGAAGUCAACCGCAAGGCUCUCCAUCAACAGCAGUUAUAUAUCAAUUACAAGAUCUACCAAGCCCUGCUCAUCUAGGUACACAAAAUUCACAUUUAAGAUCGAAUUUAAAUGAGGUCUUGGCGUCGCCACAACAUCGAAGGAGUAACUCUUCUAAUUCACCUCUGGCUAAAACAGGCACAGAUGGUUCUCCAAGAUAUAGAAAUUUAUCUUUACCAGCAUCAAAUAAUCAACACCAGUAUAUGCCACCAUCUCCUAAUAGUUUACAAAAUUACCAAUUGCAGCUACAACAACAUACGCCGCAGAAAAGAAAUCCUCUUGCUCCUCCUCCUUCAUAUGAAAAGUCGACAUUGUUCCAAUCAAAUACCGGUCACUCAGGGCAAAUACAAUUAAUACAUCCGCAACCACAGCACCCGAAAACACAACAACAAAUGAACAUCUCAAUGAACCCUAAUUUUAUAGAAGACAUUAAUAGUUCCGAUUAUGUUUGCAUGACUGCAAACCUCAGUCGUGGUGGAAGUUUGCAAAAAAAUCACAAAAAUGGUUCACCGCACGUAUUUAGGGCUAUUCAGAAUUCAAGCAGUGGAUCUGCUUUAAAUCCCCCGUUAUCUCCAACAGCACCGAUUCCUCCCCCAAAAUCUGCAGUAUCUACACAAAUUGCUACAUCUGCGAAAUCCAGUUAUACAGAGCCUCGACAAAUGUAUUCUUCUACGCCUCCUAUGAUUCCGUGUAAUAAUACGGACAUUGUAAGACCACCAUCAUUAGUUAGUGCAGGUUCACCACUGCCACAAGCUAAUUCUCCAACGCCAUCGCAAAAUAGUACAGGAAGUGGUUCAAGAUUGUCAAAAAAUUUACUACCCUAUAAUGUAACUCCGCCAAGGCCAGCUGGACCUACAGAGGCAGAGAAAAAAAUUGAAGAGCUUACUAGACAAUUAGAAGAAGAAUUUGAAAAAAGUGAAGAGCAGGGAGAAUAUUUUGGAAUUUGUACCCAAUGCGGUGAGAAAGUUACUGGUGCUGGACAAGCUUGCCAAGCUAUGGGAAACCUUUAUCAUACAAAUUGCUUCAUUUGCUGUUCUUGCGGUCGCGCACUCCGGGGUAAAGCAUUUUACAAUGUUCAUGGUCGUGUGUACUGUGAGGAAGAUUAUAUGUAUUCAGGUUUUCAACAAACUGCAGAGAAAUGUGCUAUUUGUGGUCAUUUAAUUAUGGAAAUGAUAUUGCAAGCCAUGGGGAAAUCAUAUCACCCCGGAUGCUUCCGUUGUUGUGUUUGUAAUGAAUGUUUAGAUGGCGUACCUUUUACAGUUGAUGUGGAUCACAAAAUUUAUUGUGUUAAUGAUUAUCACAGAAUGUUUGCACCAAAAUGUGCUAGUUGUGGAAAAGGUAUAACACCAGUUGAAGGUACUGAUGAAACUGUUCGUGUUGUAUCAAUGGAUAAAGAUUUUCAUGUAGAUUGUUAUAUCUGUGAGCAAUGUGGUAUGCAAUUGACUGACGAACCAGAUAAAAGAUGUUAUCCAUUAGAUGGUCAUCUAUUGUGCAGAGCUUGUCAUUUGCAAAGACUUGCAUUACAAACAUCAACUCAUUCAAGAGUUGAACCUGUUUGUGCUAGUUAUCAAUAUUUGGGUUAGCUAAAUCAUAAAUAUGGUUUAAGGACGUAUAUAGUUGUGCUUAUAUAACGAAUAUGCAAAAUUGUUAUAUAAAAUAAUAUAAACUAAGGGCAGAAAAAAUAUGCCACGUUUAUCAAUUUGAGAAUUUAAUCUUCCUUAAUGCUUCAUAUUUUAAACUUUUUAGCUGUGCACAUUAAUACAUACGUAUUUAUAUAAGAAGUGGUGAUAAUGUUUCUUGAUCAAUAUCAGACUUUCUAUUUUCCUUGUUUAUCUCAAAACUUGUAUUUGUAUUUUUCAACUCCAAUUAUUAUACAUAUUAUAUAAAAUUGAAAAUGACAAAAUGUAAGUAGUUAUAUGUUAAUUAAAAUUUGAAGAAUGGUAGUUUAAAAAUUACAUUGGCGUCAGACUAAUAUUGAUAUUUGUAGAAGAAUUUACUAAUUAACAUAAUUUUCAAGUAUAAUGUAUAAAAGAAUAAAAAAGAAAAUGUUAAAAAUAAAUUUUGGAAAAAACUAUUUUGGACUACAAAGUGCAAUUAAUUUUAUAUACAUUAAAUAUAUGCACUUGCAAAAUUUGGAAUUUUUUUUUCAAUGAAUUUUUUAUAAAUUUU